Messenger RNA from Penicillium chermesinum, 276 nucleotides. RefSeq lists its product as uncharacterized. Lineage: Eukaryota; Fungi; Ascomycota; Eurotiomycetes; Eurotiales; Aspergillaceae. The transcript has a single exon. The record is from RefSeq and is a predicted model, not a curated record. Bases 1 to 276 code for a protein of 91 amino acids.
AUGGAGGCGGAUAUCCUAUCGCAGGACGCUAUUCAAUAUGACGAGAGCUUCAACGUUUACCCUCCGACCAAUUUUCGGAUGAGCGCACCAUCAGACUUGCUGCCCAGUAAUGAUGUUGAUACGCCAGAGCGGUUUCCUGAGACGUCUUUGAUCACAUCUCCUGAGAGAAGCGCCGAUGAACAUCACACAUCGCCUAACAUCCUUCACCACUCGCAUACGACCUAUGUGGACCCCCUUCAGACCUUGGAUGAUUCUUUGAAUCCUCAGCCUCUGUAG